AUGUCAAAAACUAACAUCGACGAUGAGCUGAUGGAAUUCAUUAUCAGAAAAGCAGAAGAUAUCAAAUCUCCAUUCAAAAUUAUUCAGUUGAUCAAGGAUUUCAAACGAGAGUACAAAAGAAUGGAUUCUAAAAAAAGGUUGAGAAACAAAAUCGUAGCUCUUCGCUCAAAACUUCCCGAAUUAGAAGGCAUAGAAACUGAAAUGAAGAUCAAACUCCUAUUCGGAUUGCAUGCUCCAGUUGAUCCAGAUUUUCUGAAAAUAUAUGACCGUCUCAAGAAAAAACUAUUUCAAUGCUCUGAUUUCGACAAGAAUACACAUAUCAAACUGUUAUUCAUUUCGAGUGCCAGAAUUCCCGGAUGUUUCCUAAAAGUACUUCAAAAUGAUGCAACCGUGGCAGUUGAUGAUAAAGGAAGAAUUACGAAAUACGAAGCACAUGACGGAAGUCUCGUACUAAAGGGAGAUCAUAGUCAUUCAUCUAAAAUGAAACUAUCUCUCGCAGAAAGAUGGAAUAGUAUUCGUCGAAAAAUUGAAUGUGAUAAAAAUAAGGACAGCGGUACGGACACCGAUACGGAUAAUCAUCAUGUCUACGAGAGAGAAAUGUCUCAAUUGAUCAAAUUUGUGAUUGAGAAAGCAAAAAGUGUAAAUGUGCCGCUGAGAAUUCGCAAUAUGUGUGAAGAUUUCAAGAGGUUGUAUGGAUCUUCUAACAAUCUUGAUUGUUUGUAUAAAAGAGUAAGAAGUUUUGGUGAGAAGAUCCCUGGAAUGAAUGAGGUCGAUACAUAUGCAAAAGUCCGGACGAUGUUCGCUCUUUCUACUCGAGUUCCAGACGAAUUAUUGAAUGAACUUCGAAAAGAUGCCGAGGUGCAAGUUGAUAGUUUGAAUAGAAUUAUCAAAUAUCGAGCAAAUGAUGGAAACUUGAGCUUGGAAGGAGAGCAUAGUGUAUCAACGAAGCAGAAAUUAGGAUGGGUUAGUCGAAAAAAUAAAAUUGCCGCUAGAGCAGAAAACGAUGAAGUAUCUGAUAGUGAGAGCGAUGAGGAAGGAACAGUUGAAAGAAAGAAAAUGAAAGAUAGGAAGAGGAAGACGGCAGAAACAGAAAAUGGAAAAAGAUCGAGACUGGAUCUCCUCAGAUAUGUUUCUGAAUCAGAUGAAGAUGAAUCGGAGGAAUCUCCCGACGAAUCAGAUGAAUCUGGGGAUUCAGACGACUCCGAAAUGUCAGAAAUCGAUGAGAGUCAUAAAAGAAGGAAAAAAGAAAGGUCAAGUAGUUCGCGAAGCACCGACUAUGAUGCUCACUUGGGACCAGUUACAAGAAACAGAACCAAACAGUCAAUUUUCCCGAUUCAGAAGAACAAAACACGAACAACUACAGGAGACUGUUCUAAUUCUGACAGCGAUAUUGCUAAUGAGGUGGUUGCUGGAGAAUUUGAAUUGGAACAGGAUGUCUCACGAGUAGAGAGAAUUGUGGACGACUUCGAAUAUGAUGAUCCGCGUGAUUUCGACAGCAGCGAAGGUCUGCCAGAAGAAGUUAUUACUGAAACUGACAUGUUAACCGACCGAAAUGCUGAUGGAUCAGGACCAUCUACUACUAGAAAACGAGUUGUCCGCACUCCAAUCCGUCAUUUAUCAGAAGGAGAUGACUGCAAACCAGAUGUUAAUAGUGCACAAACGGAAAACAAAGCGAAUAUUGUGGAAAGUAGCACUCUCCAAGUUCAUGGUGCUCUUAUUGCUUUCGACACAUUUCUCUAUAUGUCGAUGAAAGAAGUCGCUAUGAAGUGCUCACCAGGCACAGAGGCAAUCAGUCUCAAGGAAUUUCUGGCGGCUCUUCGUAUUGUUAUCAUUUCUAUGAAGUCAACAGCUCUCUCGAAAUUUCCACAGAAACUGAAAGUUAUGAUUUCAGAACUGUCAAUUCAAGAUAAGAAAAUUCCUGUAGAGUCGAUCACAACUGCUCUGGAAACAACGCUCAAUAUCAUCUCUUCAUAA
This is a messenger RNA of Caenorhabditis remanei, 1974 nucleotides long. RefSeq lists its product as uncharacterized. The transcript is spliced from 9 exons. The record is from RefSeq and is a predicted model, not a curated record. Lineage: Eukaryota; Metazoa; Nematoda; Chromadorea; Rhabditida; Rhabditidae. Bases 1 to 1974 code for a protein of 657 amino acids.